This is a messenger RNA of Polypterus senegalus (gray bichir), 7315 nucleotides long. It is a transcript of the gene rtn3, whose product is annotated as reticulon 3. Gene Ontology annotation, biological process: neuron differentiation; endoplasmic reticulum tubular network formation; brain development. NCBI's taxonomy places the organism in Eukaryota, Metazoa, Chordata, Cladistia, Polypteriformes, Polypteridae. The coding region runs from base 318 to 3782 and encodes 1154 amino acids. The transcript is spliced from 10 exons. The record is from RefSeq and is a predicted model, not a curated record. Gene Ontology annotation, cellular component: postsynaptic density; neuron projection.
CGCGGCGCGGCGCAACCUCUCACCCCGAUAUUGCAAGUCGGGAAGGGUUGAGUUUGUACCGCAACCACCCGUAUCGCCUCUCCUCUGUUGUUUGAGACAGAGUAGAGACCAGAAGCGACCAUACUCAGUCUUGGACGCUUGGUACGCCAACUGGCCAUAGCAAGUGACAUCACGUUCAGUUGUUCUAAGGGGAGAAACUAAAGAAGAACGGAGAGAGAGAGAAAAAUAAACGGCCACUGCAGCACCACCACCACCACCUCCUCUCUUUCUCUCUCUCUCUUUCAGCAGAGGACACUGGCAGCAGUUCUAUUGAAACAAUGGCAGAUUCAACUCAGUCGUCUGUGAUCUCUUCUUCGCAUGGACUUCCUGAUGCCUCCAUCGGGCAGGGCUUGCCGUCUGCGGAAAAAGACGCCAAAUUGUCUUUGGACUUCUCAUACCUGGAUGACUUGUUGAGCCCAGAAGAUCCCUUUCUUUCUUCUACUUCGCCUGUAUCUCUCAUUCAAUCUUCUCAAGAGGGAAUGAAGGAGUUCAUGUCCAAUAAGCUGAAUCCCUCUGAAAGUGUUGCUCCUUCCCUCAAGUUUCCUUCUGAGCCAGACUCUUUAAUACCAGUAUCCUUUGAUGGCCAGGUAUUGUCUGAGAAUGAUGGAAUAACACAGCUUUCUGACCCAGAAAAAGAUGCAAGAAAAGUGGAGGGGAUCAGAGGGGUCAGUACAGAUUCUGGAAUAGAAGCAGUUUCUUGUGAGUCUUCUGAACCGGUCACUCCUGUAUCUGGCACAGGGUCAGCAACUCAAUCACUCAGCCCAAUAAGUCAAAGCAUGUCAAUGGAUACAACAGCAGGAAAACCCACUGAUUCAUUGCAGGAAAUCAGAAGCCAGUUUUCACUAAAGCACAAUCAAGUAUCUGAUAAGUUUCCACCAGAGAGUCUGGGUGAAACACAAACCUGGAGUGACAGCAAUUUCCUGCAGUUUAAAGAGCAGCAUUAUGAAACAACCCCUCCCCAGGAAAAAAAUAUAUCCAUUCCUUUCAUAAGUCAAAGUGGGCACUUUUCUCCAGAGCAAGAUUCUCCAGAAUCUCCUUUUGAGGUUCUUGCAGAUACUCAUAAAACCGGUGACUUUGGUAAAGAGUUUCAAGAAAACAUACCAUCGGAAAGGGUGCCGAAAGAAUUGGAUGAGAUGACCAUCAGUCAAACCAAAGAUCAGAGACCGAGUUCAUGGAUAGAUGAGCAUGAUACUGAAAUGACAGGAAAACUGGAAUCCUCUUCAAACACUUCAGGAACAUUAAAAUCAAAUGACACUUGUAAAUUAUUUGAGGCAAAAUUAGAUGAGGAAUUGGAAACUUUUGCAAACCGUAUCACAGACAAUUUUGAAUCCAGCUGUCCAGAACUAGUAGAUGUGUUACAGAUACAACAGUGUAGUCCAGUAUCAGUGGGUGUUGGUCAUGUUAAGUCUAUGACUGUUGAAGCUGAAGAGUGCAAAGGAGCAGGGAAAACUGAACUGCAGAAAGCAUCCUGUAUUGAUGAUCUCGGUUUCAUGCCCACUGCAUACAUUUUAGAAAAGCCAGAUAAAAGUGAAGAAAUUCAAGCACACUCUGAACAGUUUUCAGCAGAAUAUGAAAAUGUUCAUAUGGAAGAAAUUGUCUCUUUUUCUCCUCCUCCAAAUUAUACUAGUUUUGGGUUUGAGUCCGACUAUACGACAAAAGGUAAACUACAUGAAAAUGUAGAAGGGUCUUGUCACAUCUGGCCUACGGACCCAGAACCUCCAGAGAAUCUGGAUGCUGACAGCUCUGGGGAGUCGGAUGAUACUGUUAUUGAGGACAUUUCAUCAGUUGCAGGACGCAGCACAGCUUUAGAUCCAUCAAUUUCUAAAAAAGAGAAGGCUGAUGAACAUAUGCAUAUUAAAGUGGAUAAGCUCAUGCUGGUCCCAAUAAUUAAUGUUAUUGAAACUGAGGAACAAAUAGUGAGUGAGGAGGAGGAAGAGGUAGAUGCAGAGGACAACACAAGUGAUUUUCAAGCAGAGAAAGAAUAUGGAGAGAGAUCCUCAAAGAGCACAGAAAUUUCUUCUAAAGAAACUGAAGAUCUAAAAUAUGGAAUUACAUCUGUACCAUUAAAUUCAAUAGAGGAAAUUCCAGUUUUUGAAGCUAAACUUCCUGAGGCUGAUUUAGGUGCAGCAGAAUCCAGCUCGGCUAUAGGCAAGAACAAAAGCCAAGAUCAGUCAUCACGGCAAGAUGCCCAGUUAGAACAAAUGCAAAAUACUACUUUAGACCUAAUGGACAAAUUUGUUCUAGAGAAAUAUGUAAAUAUUGGGGAAGUGAUUGGUGAUAAUGAAUUGAGUAAGCCCUCCACAGCACAGGUGAUGGAUUUUGUGAAGGAUCUGCACCCAGAUGACCAGCAGAAUGUUCCCUUUCAUCAGCCGCUUGAUGUGUCCUGUCAUGCAAAAGCAGAUGACUUGGUGUGUGAAAUGGGGACUGCAAAAUUAGUUUCCAGUGUUGUCUCCUCUGGAAUAACUGAGGUUCUUGCAUCUGACCUUCAUUUCAAGGAAACAUCAGUGCUUACAGCCAUGAGUUCUGAAGCUUUUAGAGAAAAGAUGGGUUCUCGGUUAGAUGAACAAAGUAAAGUAGCAAUGAAUGUGGUCAAGGAUGAGCUGUCUGCUACAGAAAGCUCACCUGAAACUGCAAGUGACCCAGAAAGCAUUGAGCCUGAGUGCUCAGUCUCAGCUGCAACUGACAGUUUUGUGGAGUUCAUGAGAGAAUGUCUCAAGUCAAGGCAGGAUGUGGCACCCGAGGACUUAAACCAGGAUUUUAAUAUAAAGAGUAAACAAAAGGUUGAUUUGAUUCCUGUUGAAUCAAAAGCUCCCAAGGCUGCACCAACCUUAGUAUUAGAUUUUGAGCAAGAGCAGCUGACCAUCAAGGCAUUAAAGGAAUUGGGAGAGAGCUUAGAAGAUGAGGUGGAGGAAGAAGAUAAAUUACCUGCAAAAGAUCUGUCAGGUAUUCAAGACAAAAAAUCCUACAUUUGCUUAACAGAGGGUAGCCACUUAUCCAGAGUUUGUACAGGUCCACAACCCACCUCUCGGCUCUCCACCUUUCAAGAGGCACCAGAUUCUCAUUCAUCAGGAGAGGCAUCAGCACACAAAGAGGUAGAAAAAGAAAACUCUUCUAAUGCUGAACACCAGAAGCUAACUGGUCAUGCACUUACAGCUUUACUAACCCCAUUGCCAGUGCGAGAUCUCAUCUACUGGCGUGACCUGAAGAAAUCUGGAACAGUAUUUGCAGUGUCCCUCUUGCUCCUCCUUUCCCUAGCAGCUUUCAGCAUUGUGAGUGUGGUCUCCUAUCUUCUGCUUGCUCUCCUGUCUGUCACCAUCACCUUCAGAGUCUACAAGUCUGUGGUGCAAGCUGUGCAGAAGUCUGAUGAAGGACACCCAUUUAAAGCCUACAUGGAAAAGAAUGUGACACUGUCUCAAGAGAGUUUUCGCCGGCAUGUGGACACAGCUCUUUCUCAUUUCAAUUGUAUUCUUAAGCAACUGAUGCGCCUCUUCCUUGUUGAAGACCUCGUGGACUCCCUCAAGCUUGCUGUUGUGAUGUGGCUUCUUACUUACGUUGGUGCAAUCUUCAAUGGCAUUACACUGCUAAUUAUUGCUGACAUUUUAAUAUUCAGUGUUCCUGUCUUUUAUGAAAAGUAUAAGGCUCAAAUAGACCACUAUGUUGGGAUGGUUCGUGAGCACAUUAAAUGUGCUGUUUCAAAGGUCCAGGCGAAGGUUCCAGGUGUGGCCAAACGUAAAGCUGAAUAAAAAAUGUCAUCACAACCCCAACCCUACACUCGUUGUACUGCACUGAGUCAGCUAGUAAAGCUAUUAAAUAAUUAAUGUAACAGUAAAACUACACUUGCAAAGGAAUGUGCUCACCUCAGCUUGAGCCAGCAUCCAUGUGUCUUUGCAAAAGUUGUAAUGUGAAAAACAUUCUAGAAGAAGAGAGAGAAAAAUAAGUUCAGUGGCUUUUUUUAUAUUUAUUUUUGCUUGUUUUUGUCUGAACUUUGCUAAAUGUGACUAUAGGGUUCUUCAAGCCACUGUUUAAAUGACGUGUAAAACACAGAAGCAGAAGUUAUUUGAAGAGACAUAAAAACCUACCCCCACAAGUAUGGAAGUGUGCCACGCGAGAUGGUGCGAUUGCAUUUCAUUGCCAGUUACAGUUGUUAUUUGAUAAGUGCUUACUUCAGAAAUCCUGUUUAGGAACACUUAAUGGUCAUGAUUAGACUCUACAUUUUUUUUUUUUUAAACUUGAAAUGAAAAAGUUUAGGACCUCUUGCAUGCACUAAUUUAUACAAUGGGUAACAUUUAACUUUUCAUAUUAAAUGCCAAGUGCUUUUGGAUGUCAGUUUUAUCUUUUUUUUUUCUUUUUUUCUUUUUAACAAGAUUUAUUUUCAUCACUUUCUAAACCCUCUAGUUCACAAUUCUUCAUAUUGUCAAUUUUUUACACUGAAAUUUUUUUGGGGGUGGUGGAAAAUAGUAGUGCUAAUUAGCAGCACAAAGGUUUCAGAAGUGCUUUGUUAAUUAAAAUUGAUCUUUGAAAAGUUUAAACGUGGGUGCCACAGUUCUGUGAUGUGUGUUGUGAAAUCCAUAUAUAGGAGAAAUACCUUGACUUUUCCUCCUCAAUUUAAUUACAUUUACUAACCGAAUGUAGCUGGGAGAGUAUAUAUGCAGAUGCUAGGUGUUGUUUAAAUGUCUUGGAUGAAGGUACUGGUAAAGUUUAGACUGUUGUUUCAGUCUGAACCCAGGCACAGGAAUACUUAACAUACAUAGAGCUUCAUAAAGUGCAUGCAAGUUUGCCUGUUUUUAAGUGGAACUGUCCACCACCACUUAUUUGAAGGAUCAACAUCUAGAAAAUACUUAACCCACAUAUUAUGGUUGCCAACCCUUAACACUUUACCAGUUGUCAUGGCCUGGCUCCCUUUCUACUUCCAUUUAUCUCAUGUUAAACAAUCUGCAGACGAGUUGCUUUUGCUAAAGUGAACUCUGGUAUCAUGACCAUGCCAUUAGCACAGUAAACUCUUGCACCUAUGAAAUAUUCCAGAUCAUCAUAUCCUCCUCCUUCAGCUGUCCGCUCCUUUCACUAUUGUUUUAACUGAUCCAGUAUAGGGGUGCAAAGUAAAUUUUUAAGGAAGGCUUUAGUACACUGUUCAAAUUCUAGAGAGCUGAAGAAAAGUCUGAAGUAGUUUGUUUUAUGAAGGAGACCAGAAGCUCUACCCUGCUGUUUGUUGUGGAAGAAAGCAAGAGAAGAUUUUUGAGUAAGAAAAUCAAUAAAAAAAAGGGCACAAUUGUUAGAUCUCAGGCCUGCUUGCCAUUUUUUUCUUAUUUUUAACACUUGUUUGCCUAUUUUGAGCACAUCUGAGGUUGUCCCAGAUUGAGGGAUAUCGGAUAUGUUAAGACAUAAAAUUCUUGCGGUUUUAUUGGUUUACAGAAGCUAACCUGAUACAAAUUAUUACAGAAAUUUAAACUAAACAAAUAUCCAGGUGGAUUGUCACAGUCAGUUUUUUUUUUUUUUUUCAACAUUAGUUGAAUUAAUUCAUUUGUGUCCUUAAAAUUGACAAAAUUGGUGAAGUCUUUAUAUUCAUUAUGUACAACAUUCAAUGUGUGUAAUAUAGAACACUUCUUGGGGCCUGAAAUUUUGAGGUUCAUCACUGCAGAACACAGUGUUUUUAUUUUUUUAUGUGCUUCUUUUCAAGAAAAUCAAGAAAAAUAGACGAACCUUUCCAUCUGUUAUACACCAUAAUAUUUAUAUCGGCCAACAGACUUCAUUCAUUUUAGUACUAUUUAGAAUUGAGGAGCUCAUGAAUUUCUCUCUUUGCUUUAGUAAAUGCUGCAGCUCCUGUAAAGUAUUUUGAAAGUUUUGCCUUAAAAUUAACAGAGUAAACGAAAUGCCGUCUACCCUAUUUGAUAGACCUUUUUGUCUACCACACUGUACUUUAUUAGCAAGCACCCAUUCCUCUAGUUCAAUUAUUUUGUUUUAAUAUAUGUAGGUUUGGACUUUUUUUUUUUUUUCUUUCAAAAACAAGUAUUACCAGACUUAAUUUACUGAUUUGUAGAAUGUAUGUAAUGUAAUUCCUAACUUUUAGGUUAAAGGCAUGACUGAAUGGUGCAUAAUACCCCUCAGAUCUUUAUCCAGAGUUAUAUUUAAACAAUUUAAGAUAAAUUAAAAUGUAAAAGUGAAUGAAACAUGUUUUAAGGAAACAAGGUAGAGCCAAGUUAAAAAAAGAUAAUACACAUUUUGCCCAAAAAUGUACCUCCCAAUGAUAUGCUUGUCUUUCAUUUAGAUAAUUGGUAGAUUUCCAUAAUUGAAUGCAGGACCUGCUUACUCUAAUUCAUAUUUAUUGAAGAUCGUUAAAUAUAAAAUUUUAACUUCUUAAUAUGUUUUGGCUUGUAUUCAGUAUUAAAUUUAACUGAAUGAGACUGCCACUAUUACAUUGGGCCCCAUAUAGUUGGACAUUACUCAUUAUUUUAAGCAAGUGUGCAGAAAAUGUUUGCAGUGUAAGAAAAGUUACAUGUGUAAAAGAAGUGUCAUUGGUGUACCAUUAUGACGCUUAAGAAACUGGAAUACUGGGCAAUGAUAUUUACUCUUGCCCACAGUUUCUGAAUAAAUAUCAUCUUUAUCUUAAAUAUUAGUUGUGUUUUAGGUAUUUCUAUUUUAAAUGGCUAAAUAUUGAAUCCAGCCAAUAACAUGCAAGAGAUUUCUAUUACUUGUGCAAUUUAUAGGGAUCAAAGUUGUUGACUUAUCCCUACAUUUUUUUUUUUUUUUUUGUAUUGAUUCCAUGCACUGAGAAUUAUUGACUUUUGCAAUUAAAAUGACAGAGGACACCUUUCAAGCCUGAACAUUCAGUAUAUAUGAAAAUACAGUCUUGAGUUUAGAGAAAGAGGGAGGGAGAUUGCAGGUUUACAUAAUCAGGAUUGGGAAUUUUUGUGUUUGAGGCAAUUUAAUGUAGGAAGAGUACAGAAACGACUUUCUCUUGUUUUACCAAUAUGGCUCAUGAUCUUGGGUGGAAUUUUUCAGUCUACAGCCAUGCAUUUCUUGUCCAUACUUACUGCUAAUUUUUGUUGAUAUUUUAGUGAAAGUGUGAAGAUAUAUGCAUUUGCCUCCCUUCCAUGAUAUUUGUUUUCUAAUUCUGAAGCAAGCAAAAUUGGUUUUGUUUAAUGUAGAAAUCAGUAUACUAAUGCUCUGUUUGUUAGGCGUAAAUAUAGUAAAUAUUCAGAAGAAUAGAAUGAAAAUGAGAUGAAGUCCUUGUUUCCUAUACCAGUGUCAAUGUGAUACUAAUAAACUGGUGGUAAGUAAA